Messenger RNA from Ruditapes philippinarum (Manila clam), 1157 nucleotides. RefSeq lists its product as uncharacterized. Bases 46 to 894 code for a protein of 282 amino acids. The transcript is spliced from 2 exons. Lineage: Eukaryota; Metazoa; Mollusca; Bivalvia; Venerida; Veneridae. The record is from RefSeq and is a predicted model, not a curated record.
AGUAAAACAAGACAAUAUUUGUUUUGAAAAGGCUCAUAGUGAUAGAUGUCCUUCACUCUGAACAAAAUUAUGUUCUUCUAUGUGGUUGCAAAACUUUUCUUGUUGCUGAGUAUUGACAGCGCUUCGUCGUCUUCCACAGAAAGUGGCUCGUGUGAAAAUAAAUUUCAGUGCGAAUAUAACGUGUUAAAGAAACUGAUUCAGCUUGAGGAAAUCACUUCCGUACAGAGCAAAAGAGUGGCAACGCUUAUUGAAGAACUCAAAGAUGCAAGAGAUACUAUCGCCCAGUUGAACAAAACUAUUCAAACAAACCAGAAGUCAGCUGAUGGCACUACAUACGUAAGAUGGGGGAGAACAACAUGCCCAGAUACUGCAUAUCAAGUUUACACUGGGUACGCAGCAGGGUCUCAUUACACACAUAGUGGAACAGCUGUCGACCCUCUGUGUCUACCAAAGAAUCCUAUAUACGACAAAUAUAGUCCUGGAGUUUAUGAUGGUAUUAUAUACGGUGCAGAGUAUGAGACAAGCAGUCAGUCAUCAUGGAAACAUCUACAUGACCAAGACAUUCCGUGUUCAGUGUGUAGAAUACCAAGAAAUAACUUGUUGAUGGUACCAGGACGAAAUAUCUGCCACGAAAAUUACCAACUGGAAUACAAGGGCUAUCUAAUGUCAAGCCAUCACAAGAAUGUAUCACCAUCUCAGUUUAUCUGUAUUGAUGACGAGCCGGAAGUGUUACCUGGUGGUCAUGCCAAUCAUAAUGGCAAAUUAUUCUACUUCGUUAGUGGCAGUUGCGGAUCUCUCAAAUGUCCGCCAUAUAGAGAGGGUUUGGAGCUCACCUGUGCUGUUUGUUCAUAUUCACCUAAUGCCAAGUCUACAAAUAUCCAGCCAUAUAAGUAAUUGGCGAAAAUGGUUAUGGUUUUGAAGAUAUCUUUUAUUAAUUCGCAAUUUCAAGUGAUUUUAAUGGACAUCACAUCUGCUAUGUAAUAGCAACCUUUAUCGAUCAAUCAUUAUUUCAACAAAUAUGCUUGACAUAAUGUAUGCUUUGAAUAUCUAGUACCUGCUUAGAUAAUUUUGUCAUUCAUCAAAGAUUGUCUUCAUAACAUAUUCAACAGUAUUUUAAUCAAAAUAUGUGUGUUUUAAAUAAAGUUUCAUGAAAGAAU